AACAUUCGCCAUGAACAUAGCAACUUCAUUAAAGCAAUGUUGUGACUUGGCAAUAGUAUUCGCUCUAAAAAGAAAACAUAUUUAUGCAACGGUAUCUGCAGCAAACGCUGAAUCGGCAAUGAAAACUUUCGCACAGCUCAUUGAAGCCAACUGGAGGUAUGAUAUCUCAACCGUUGCAUCGAAUAAUCUGCACAUAAAAAGAUGGAAUAAAAUAACCAUCAUACCCUUAGCCAAAGACUUGAAACUGAUGAAAAAUUACCUGACUACUGAAGCUGAUAAAGCCAAACAAAAGUUAAGUAGUGAAAAUGAAAACAAAUCGGCAUACAAAGUUUUAACUGAAACUGUCUAUUGUAGGGUGUUAUUACUUAAUAGAAAGAGGCCAGGAGAAUUACAGAGACUAUUAAUCGAUUUAUAUAAUCAAUCAUCCAAAAGACAAAAUUAUGAAGAAUUUUCCGAUGCUAUUUCACCUACGGAAAAAAUUUUAAUGAAUCGAUUCAAGAGAAUUGUUAUAAGAGGAAAGAGAAAUCGCGGCGUUCCUGUCCUAUUCAGCACAGAAGUUCAGAAAGACAUCUCAAUAAUGAAUGAAAUAAGACACAAAUAUGUCAGAGAGGAAAACAGAUUUUUAUUCGCCCUUCCUGACAGCGAUUCACAUAUCGUGGGUUAUAAGGUUCUGGCGAAAUAUGCAAAAGCCUGUGGGGCAGAAAGACACGAUGCACUUACAUCUACGAGACUAAGGAAGCACCUAGCCACCCUAUCACAGAUAUUCAGCAUGACAGAUUCGGACUUGGAGCAAUUAUCAACAUUUAUGGGACACACUCCUGGAACCCAUAAGAAUUCUUAUAGAUUGCCUGAUGACGUUUACCAAUCAUCUAAAAUUGUGAAAAUUUUGCUCCUCAUGGAACAAGGUACAUCUGCUUCUUUCAAAGGGAAAACUCUUGAUGAAAUCGAAGUUGAUUUGGAACAGAACCUAGAAGAUGAACUAGAACCAGAUGAAGAUGCCAUUCCAAGCGAUGUGAAUGAUGAUAGUAAUAUGGACUACGAAACACUUGAAAGGAGUAGUAGGCAGAUUAACAUUGAAAGAAGAGAAGAAUCUGAGAACGAAAACCAGAAGGAUGAGGUUCUGAAAAGAAAGAAUAAGAGAAAAAACAACAAAAUUCAAAGAACGCCGUGGACAGAGGAACAGAAGAAGGUUGUUAAAGAAUUUUUCCAAACCAAUAUCCGAAAUAAAGUAGAUACCACCCAAAAGAAUCGAGUGUGAAAAACUCAUAAGCCAGAAUAAUGAAUUAUUGAAGAACAAGGACUGGCUUAAAAUUAAGGUUUUCAUACAGAAUGUAUAUACCCUUAAAUGUAAGGGUUAAAAUUGAAAAAUUGUAUCAAUUUCAAUAGUUUUUUCUUGAAUAAAGGUUCACGAAUA
This is a messenger RNA of Harmonia axyridis, 1414 nucleotides long. RefSeq lists its product as uncharacterized. NCBI's taxonomy places the organism in Eukaryota, Metazoa, Arthropoda, Insecta, Coleoptera, Coccinellidae. The record is from RefSeq and is a predicted model, not a curated record. The coding region runs from base 11 to 1258 and encodes 415 amino acids. The transcript has 2 exons.